GGAAGAAGUUGGCAAUCACCAUGGGCAGAUUUCAGAGCCCGAGAUCCUGACGCGCGCUGAUUGGUGCCCCAGCUGUCGCUGACAAAGCACCAGGAUGGGCGCCAUCUUGUCUGAGCCGGUCACUGCUAUGGUCGUGGAACGCUGCUCUUCUUCCUCCUGGUCAGCAGCAGCCGUGACGAUGCAGGGGUGGAGGCGAACACAUGAGGACGCCCAUAUUUUGUGCCACCUGGAAUCUGGUGGUUCACAAGGCUCUUCCGGGGUCUUUGCUGUCUUGGAUGGCCAUGGUGGCAGCUCCGCGGCUUGCGGGGGUGCCGCCUUCCUGGAGGAGGCGCUGAAGCAAGUGACUCUCAGUGGCAAGACGCCCUCAGAGGCGACCAGAUUGCUGCAGGAAACCUUCAUUGACUGCGACACGCGUUUGCGAAGUCACCUUGGGACUGAGGACCGCAGUGGCAGUACGGUGGUGGCCUGCAUCGUGAACCCCUCGAACCGGAGCAACGAGUACACGGUACAACUGGCUCACGCCGGUGAUUCGAGGGCAGUUCUGAGCCGAGGGAGUCGCUUGUAUUCCUCCAAGGACCACAAACCCAACCGAGAAGACGAGACCCGCCGCAUCGAAGCUGCUGGAGGGUCCGUCUCUCAAGGACCUCUGGGUGGUGGCCCCAUGAGAGUGGACGGUGCUUUGGCCGUGAGUAGGGCCAUGGGAGACUUUCACUUCAAACCCCAUGGCAUGGAACCUUCCAAGUGCAAGGUCUCGGUGGUUCCGGAAGUUCAGACCAUUGAGGGCUGUUCAUCCGGCGACUGGAUCCUCCUCGCCUGCGAUGGUAUCUUUGAUGUCAUGGAGAACGAGGAGGUCCGGGACUUCGUGGAAGAUCAUCCUGCUAGAGCCAAUGGCUCACAGGUGGAUGGCGGACAGAUCUGCGUAGACCUGUUGAAGCUUUGCCUCGACAAGGGCAGCAAGGACAAUUGCACCGCUUGCUUUGUGCAAUUCGGCGAUGGCCCUGCCAGGAGCAAAAGCUCUGAGCUGCUGCAAGGACCCUGGAGAGGAGCCUCUCCCGAGGUGCAGAGCAAAUACGCCGAGUUCUUCCGAGACCACGGCUUCGAGGCAGAGGCUUCAGAAAUGGUUCAGGGGCGCAGACUUUCAGGCUCCAAGACGAAGGUGGUGAACCCACCCUCACCGGAGAGCUCCAACGCGACGACAAGGAACAGCCUUUCCAGCAUCACGCGGGUCCUUCAGGCGGUUCGCUCCACCCGAGCCAUCCAAUCUGCCUGGAGAGCCAGGAAGUCUUCGGAGAAGGAAGCUGCUACGGCUUCAGGCACCGAGUAGUGUGCUGCCUCAACUUGAGAGGUGUCCGUCCAUGGUCCAGAAGCGAUCUGAUGCGGCCUGAAACGUGCCGUGCCUAGAAUCCGUGCCGUUCAAAAGAGAGGGCCUUUAUAGCUAUGUCAGCUAUGGGUCAGUUCAUCUUGGUACACAGGCUGUUC
Cladocopium goreaui is the source of this 1479-nucleotide messenger RNA. The record is from the annotation of a GenBank genome assembly. NCBI's taxonomy places the organism in Eukaryota, Dinophyceae, Suessiales, Symbiodiniaceae.